AUGGCAGCUGCGGAGUCCCCAAAACAAUUGGCUAGAAUUUCAAAGGAUGAACCGCUGGACGGCAUGUCAAUGGAUAGAAUGCGAUUCCACUUCUCCAAGUUGACGGGAGAAGACACCGACGAUACACUGAAAAUGCUAGGGCGAGAUCAGGAUUCGACCCCUCUACUUUUGCAUCAUACGGUUGUCCUCGCCAACUCCAUUGGUCAGCCCACCGGCCAGUCUCUCAGGUCCAAGCCUGCACCUCCAUCCGCGGUUCCUUCGGCGGCCGAGCCCCUGUCGUCCUCUGACGCGGACGCUGUUGUUUCCCCUCUGCCGCUCCCUCCUGCCGCCAAAGUUCAAAAAACUUCUGACACCGAUUUCGCAACGCAGGCUGCUAAAGAGAAGGUGUCGACAAAAAGAUCGCCAUUCGGUGAAGUCAAUUUACGGGAUAUUGAUAGUCGCCUUCGGUAUUUAGACGAGCUUAGCGCUACUUCAGACAGCGUCAAAAGGAAGUGCAGCAUUCAUACUAGUCUCUCUAAUUUCCUGUCUCAACUCCCCCUCAAGCCCACUUUGCAUUCCUGUACUCCGAACGAUGUAAGAAAAUUUCUCGUUUGGAGAGAUAAUAACGGUAAAACAAAGGUCCACAAGAUAGCUUGUCCUUUUCUCGGUGAAAAGGGCAAGCCCCGUUGUGCUUGCCCCCUUAGGCUGGCGUCGGGAUCUGUGGUUAAUCUGGUGCAGAAAUUGGCUUCCAUUUUUGAUGACGAGGGAAGGGGUAAGGAUUGGCUCGGUUGUAUAGGCAACCCAGCGAAGGCUUCAAUAGUUAAACGUUAUCUUAAACAAGUCUCUGAAGAGCAGGCGAAGGCCCAAAUCUUGCCCAAACAGGCCAAACCUUUCUUCCUUUCUAAACUAAAAAAAUUAUCUGCUUACAGCGACAAUCAAUUCCAAAGGCCAGAUCUAUCCCUUAAGCAAUACUUCGUCCUAGUCAGAGAUCAAGCGUUUUUCAAAUUACAAUUUUUUGCAGGCGAUAGGCUCUCCGAUUUAGCUCGAAUGCCUAGUCAGGGUGUUCGUUACCUCCCUGAUAACUCUGGUUUUGCUAUAUCACAUUCCUUCACAAAGGUCAUCCGCAGAACUGACGGUAAAUGCAAUACUUUUGUAAUCAAAAGAUGCGAGGAUAAGCUCGUAUGCCCAGUCCUUGCCAUCGAAAGAUACAUACAAUGGGCUAGAUCUUUCGGCGCAAAUCUCUCGCUCGGCUAUCUAUUUAGGGUUGUCGCGGAGUCUGGCAGGGUGUUGGACAAGAGCGUAGGUUACUCUGCCAUGUAUUCUCGUUUCGUCCUAUAUCUCACGACACUCGGCAUUUACGAGGGCGAAACCCCCCCCCCCCCCAGCUUGAGAGCCGGUUGCGCUAUUACCUUAAAGCUCUCUGGAGCCGCAGAGUCAAGCGAAGAGGCCAUGAAGCACGUCGGCUGGUUCUCAAAGAAUACAUGUGAUUAUUACACCAGAGAGGCGUCUCUAGAAGAUGCUGCUGAAACCGCACAGCGCCUCGCAUCCGUUGUUCCCUUCGCCGACGAGCUGGAAAGUAUUUUCGGGAGGUCCUCAACUUUCAGCCAACUGCCCCCCGCCGUAUAG
Messenger RNA from Lineus longissimus, 1605 nucleotides. RefSeq lists its product as uncharacterized. NCBI's taxonomy places the organism in Eukaryota, Metazoa, Nemertea, Pilidiophora, Heteronemertea, Lineidae. The transcript is spliced from 3 exons. Gene Ontology annotation, molecular function: DNA binding. Gene Ontology annotation, cellular component: nucleus. The record is from RefSeq and is a predicted model, not a curated record. Bases 1 to 1605 code for a protein of 534 amino acids. Gene Ontology annotation, biological process: DNA recombination; mRNA transcription; DNA integration.